AAUUAAGAAAUGUUAGUUAUCUAUGGAUUUGUUUGAGAGAACGCGAGUUUUCGUGAAUGUGUUUGUUUUUAAUAUAAUUGAUAGUCUAAACCGGCGUAUAUUUUAUUUGCAUGUUAAUUAUUAUAAAUAAAUAAGUGUUGUUGUUUUCUUGUUGUGUAACUAAAAUGGUACAGUCUCAGUUUUCCCUGUCAUGGGAUUCGUACAAGUCUAGCAUUUGCAGUGGAUUUAGCGCUUUGCAACAGAAUGGAGAGUUUGUUGAUAUGACUUUAGCCGCUGACGGGCACCUUGUCAAAGUUCACCAAGUAUUGGUGGCACUGGCUAGUCCAUAUUUGAAGGAUCUUAUAACGUCAGCACCAUGUCAGCAUCCUGUUAUAUUUCUGAAUAAUGUUACACAUCGCACACUAUGUCUGCUACUAGAAUAUAUUUACACAGGAGAAGUUGUAGUCCCAGCUGAAUGCCUUUCAUCCUUUGCUGAAACUGCUAAAUCACUGCACAUCAGAGGACUGGAAAAUAUCAGUACUGCAGAGAGCUUGCCUAUUAAAUUAUCUGGAAACACAUCACUUUUAGACAACAGUGAUGUGAACAGUGUCAGUAGUUCUAAGAGAUUAACCGCAUCGCCUUCGGACAAGUUCAAGCAAGCACAGAUUAGUUUACCAUCAUCUGCAAGAAAGAUUUUCAUCAAAAAGGACCCAUCAAUGCCAUCUAUAGCUUCAGUGACUUCCGUACACACACCAUUAAGCACGCCAGUCGGGACGCCGCAAGAUGACCACCACUACGAAAACCUAAUGGAUGACUCCGGCCCACACGAUGAUGACGAUAUAGACUUCAAAAUGAAUGACCCUAAGGACAAGGAAAUCUCUCAAGAUGUAAAAGAAAAAUCCUCAUCGAACCUACAGUUUACAGUAUCAAUACGGGGCUCUCUACAAGUAAUAUUGAACAGGUACAUUUACAACCUGCACUCCACCACAUCGCGGUCAGGCAUGAGACGAUGGCGAUGUGUUGACUACAGAAACAAUAAAUGUUCAGCAUUUUUAGUCACUAAAGGCAAUGUUGUUCUUAAUAGGGCAAAUCUACACAAUCACUCAUUUCACGACAAGAAAAUACUAUCGAAAAUUGAAAAGAAAGCAGUGUUCUCCGCCAUUGACGAGGUCGAAGGGUACAAAGAUUUGCCGCCGGAAGGGCAAGCGAACAUAAUGUCGCUUGAAGAAUUCGGUGACGACGUAAAUGAGAAACAAAAUGAUAGUACUGUUAAAGAUUGAUUUCAUGGGAGCAAAAUAAUGUUAAUAUAGGCUAUAAUAAUGUUU
This is a messenger RNA of Helicoverpa armigera (cotton bollworm), 1304 nucleotides long. RefSeq names its product transcription activator GAGA-like. NCBI's taxonomy places the organism in Eukaryota, Metazoa, Arthropoda, Insecta, Lepidoptera, Noctuidae. The record is from RefSeq and is a predicted model, not a curated record. Bases 165 to 1259 code for a protein of 364 amino acids. The transcript is spliced from 8 exons. Gene Ontology annotation, biological process: regulation of transcription by RNA polymerase II. Gene Ontology annotation, molecular function: protein binding. Gene Ontology annotation, cellular component: nucleus.